AUGAUUUCUGAUGCAGGCACACAGCUAGUAGCUGCAGGCAAGGAAUUGGAUAAGUUUGAAGUAGAAUGGAACGUCAUCAAAUCUGCGGACGCUCCAUGGGAGAAUGGUUGUAGUGAAUCCUUAAUCAAGUCUGUGAAUCGAUGUCUGCAAAUUGCUGUUGGGGAUUCAAUUUUAACGUUUUCAGAGUUGCAAACUGUGUUGUUUGAAGCUGCAAAUUUAAUAAAUGAGAGACCUAUCGGGACCAAGGUGUGUGACCCAAACGAAGGAACGUACUUAUGCCCGAAUGAUUUGCUGUUAGGGAAAUCCACUGUUCGGGUUCCUCAGAUGCAAAUGGAAGAACGUUGCAAUCCACGAUUGAGAUGGAAAUUCAUUCAACAGCUGGUUGAUACCUUUUGGAAAAGAUGGAUUAGAGAUUACUUUCCCACUCUUAUUGUGAGACAGAAGUGGCAUACAAGCAGGAGAAAUCUGAAGCAGGGUGAUCUUGUGUUAGUCCAGGAUACAAAUCUAAUUCGUGGAAAGUGGAAACUUGCUCAAGUUGCCGAGGCAGAGCCUGGAACAGACGGAAAGGUACGAGACGUCACAGUGCGAUACAAGAACGUGGGACCAGGUGCAAAGUAUGACGGGUGUACUGACACUGUCAUUCGCAGAUCUGUUCAUAGACUUGUAGUUAUACUACCAGUGGAUGAAUGUGAUUAG
This is a messenger RNA of Saccostrea cuccullata (small rock oyster), 696 nucleotides long. RefSeq lists its product as uncharacterized. Gene Ontology annotation, molecular function: nucleic acid binding. The transcript has a single exon. The record is from RefSeq and is a predicted model, not a curated record. Lineage: Eukaryota; Metazoa; Mollusca; Bivalvia; Ostreida; Ostreidae. The coding region runs from base 1 to 696 and encodes 231 amino acids.